This is a messenger RNA of Anarrhichthys ocellatus (wolf-eel), 3126 nucleotides long. Its product is annotated as solute carrier family 23 member 2. Gene Ontology annotation, molecular function: transmembrane transporter activity. Gene Ontology annotation, cellular component: membrane. Gene Ontology annotation, biological process: transmembrane transport. Lineage: Eukaryota; Metazoa; Chordata; Actinopteri; Perciformes; Anarhichadidae. The record is from RefSeq and is a predicted model, not a curated record. Bases 254 to 2080 code for a protein of 608 amino acids. The transcript has 12 exons.
CAGAGGAACUACAGCCCACAGUGGCUUAGCGGCAGAGCAGAAAUGUUUCCGAGCCGGAGAGGAGAUUACAAAAUAAGUGAGCCUCUCACUUUCUGACCGUGAUACUCUGUUUCCCUGGCGACGUGAGGCGGUCGUUCACGUUGUGGUCCGCGGUCAGUCAGGGUUUUACUCCCACCGUGUGUGUUUGUUGAUCUGUGCAGAGGCAACUUGGGCCCAGAAGCAACUAUACACCACUUUGCUUCAUUUUAUCAGAAUGCGUCUGACAGAGGAGAAAAUCGAGCUGGGACUCAAGGAGCAGGGGACGGUCAAUCCUGCAUUUGGGGACAAAGACGGUGAUGAACCGCCACAGCUGACCAUGGACAUCGGAGAGCCGCACACGGAGGCCCUGGAGGAGACCGUGGACAAAGGUUCAGACUUGGUCUACUCCAUCAAUGACCGGCCGCCGUGGUACCUCUGCAUUCUGCUCGGCUUCCAGCAUUACAUCCUCGCGUUUGGGGGCAUCAUUGCAGUCCCGCUGAUCCUGGCCGAGCCCCUCUGCAUAAAGGACAACAACGUCGCCAAAAGCCAGCUCAUCUCCACCAUAUUCUUCGUGUCGGGUUUAUGUACACUACUGCAGACAGCUGUCGGUACCAGGUUACCGAUCCUCCAGGGUGGAACAUUCAGUUUCAUCACUCCGACCCUGGCCAUUCUCGCUCUCCCCAAGUGGCAGUGUCCAGCCCCACAAGCACCUGUGACGCUGUCCAUGCAGCUGCAGAACAGUACCAGCCCGCUGCAAGAUGGAAAUUCCGAUGAAGUCUGGAUGUCACGAAUGCGUGAGAUCCAGGGGGCCAUCCUGGUGUCCUCUCUGCUCCAGAUCGUCCUGGGUUUUUCGGGGCUGGUGGGUCUCGUGCUGAAAUACAUCGGCCCGCUGGCUAUCGCUCCUACCAUCAACCUCAUCGGCCUGUCGCUGUUCAUUGAAGCUGGGAAGAAGUCUGGAGGUCACUGGGGAAUAGCUGCUCUCACGGUGUGUCUGAUCCUGCUGUUCUCUCAGUAUCUCAGCAAAGUCAACGUCCCCAUGAUCGCGUACAAGGAUAAGAAGUGGAAGGUUUUCCAGUACCCUCUCUUCAAGCUCUUCUCUGCUUUGUUCGGGAUGUGCGGCGCCUGGCUGGUCUGCUUCUUACUGACCAUCUUUGACGUCUUCCCCACAAAGUCCGAUGAGUACGGCUUCUCCGCCAGGACCGACAUCAGCCUGGACGCCGUGAAAAACUCCCCUUGGUUCCAUGUGCCUUACCCAGGUCAAUGGGGUGCGCCCACAGUGAGCGUGUCUUCAGUGUUGGGUAUGACGGCGGGCGUCUUGGCAUCUACAAUGGAAUCGAUCGGCGACUACUACGCUUGCGCUCGCUUGUCCGGUGCCCCUCCUCCGCCGACUCACGCCAUAAACCGAGGCAUUGCGGUGGAGGGCAUCGGCUGCAUCCUGGCUGCGCUGUGGGGAACUGGAAACGGCACCACCUCCUACAGCCAGAACAUCGCUGCACUCGGCAUUACCAAGGUUGGCAGCAGACUGGUCCUCCAGACGGCCGGCAUUCUGAUGAUUGUCCUGGGGAUCUUUGGGAAAUUUGGAGCAGUUUUUAUCACCAUCCCAGACCCGGUCAUCGGAGGCAUGUUCCUCGUUAUGUUUGGAAUGAUCGCAGCGGUGGGAAUAUCCAACCUCCAGUAUGUGGACCUGAACUCAUCCCGUAACCUGCUCAUCCUCGGCUUCUCUACCUUCAGCGGUCUCGUUUUACCGACCUGGUUUCACUCCAACCCCGGCAUCAUUGACACAGGAAUAGAAGAGCUGGACCAAGUGAUCGUAGUGCUCUUCACCACACACAUGUUCAUCGGAGGAUUCUUCGGGUUUAUCCUUGAUAACACGAUUCCAGGCACCGACAAAGAGCGGGGCAUCAAAAGCUGGCAAGACCAGGUGCAACAGGGAAGCAAAAACUAUUGUGACGAGUCGUGCUACGAUAUCCCGUACUUAAACAGUGUUUUUAAGCGCUUUAGAUGUUUCCAGUACCUGCCCUUCCUCCCUUCUUACAAGACCACCCAACAGGGGACAUCUUAGUAGUGAAGUGUUCAUUUCCAGGGUUGCAUUGAUGCUGGCCUGUCAGCCCCAUGAAAUCAAACAGUUAACAGUAGUUAAUAUAAAUACCUAAAUCUAAUCCAUGUGUCUUCUUUAGGAAUCCCAAGUUCAACACGUUUGUCCUUGUGGAGACUAAAACAUUGACUGAUUGAGUUUGUAGAACAAAGUCGAGGUGCUGUGUCUCCUUACUGUUGGAAUUCAAAACAAAAACCUUCUGGGUUAAUAGAACAUCUGUAGUGCCUGAACAAGCAAAGAGCAGCAUUAAACCACUUAUGAGGAAUCAUCGCUCCUCACCAAGAGCUUACAUAGACAUUAAUGAGACACUCCUCUAGAGUGUACGAUAUGUUUUAAUUAAGAUUAAACAUUUUUUUUUACCUCUUUCAGCAUGCAUAAAGUCUUUAAAGUACACAUGUUUCAGUCUUUUUUUUUUUACUACAGCCGAUUGAUCUUAAAAUAAAAUGACCGUACACACUGUUCCAAUUCAAAGUCAGACGUAAAGGCUGAGUUACUAUUCAACUGAUGCGUCAUCAAGCUGCUCAAUAGCCACUCUUCAGGUGUUACGAAUGUGUAGUAGCGUUUUGAGUAGAAUCAUUGCUACCUCAUCAAGAACAGAAACAGAUGGUUAAUGGAAAGCUUUUUCAUAUUAUAUAAUUAAUAAUGAUUUUAAUAUUAUAAUGUCUGUUCUGUUAUCAUUAACAUUAUUGAGGUUACUGCUUCAUACAUUUCAUUAUGUGUUUUGACACUGUAUAGAAGAACAUCUUUUUUUAAUUGUUUUUACAUGCGACGCUUUUGCAUUUUCAGAUAUAUAGAUAUAUGCAAUUUUACAAAUUUUUGUACCAUAAUUUUCAAAAAGUCCUAAAUUGCAAUGGGUUGUUGUUAAAUAAAUUCUGAUGUUAAUAUAGACUUUACUAUGUAACUUGUUCAACUUGAGAUGUAAAGCUUCCACAGGUUUUGAGAAUAAAAAACACAUAAAUCCAUGAAGUUCGAAAGCACAGGUUAUAACAUGUUAAAGAGUAUGAGAGUAAGGG